AUGGAAGCGCCUUUGAGCAAGAGGAACCCCGCGUUAAGAUUAGCGGAUUUGGCAGCCGCUCAAGUCGUCCCUCAGCAGAACAUGACGGGCUUCCCGGGGCUGGGGGGGCAUCACCCUCUCUCCCACCAUGCCCACCUCCACCCUGGGGAGCUGACCAACGACCCCGGCGCGGCGCUCACUCCAUUCGGACCGGAGCACAUGGCCCAGAGCGGUGCGCUCAAACUUAGCCCGUCGCAGCACAUCCAGAGCCACCACGAGGCGGCGGCGGCGGCGGCGGCGGCGGCGGCGGCGUCCUUCGCUCCGGCGCAGAGCAGCGCGGCUUUCCCCGUGGCGCAUCAAACGCACCCGGGCUACUCGAGCAGCAGGGACCUGCUCCUCCGCAGAGAACUGUCAGCCUCCGCCAUGCACGCGCUCGGCGAUCAGUCCGCCGCCCCCCCCCACCCCCACCACCACCCUCACCACCACCCCCACCAUCACCCUCACCCUCACCACGGCGUCUUCAUCUCCCCAACAGGUGCGUACGGCCACGCGGACGGCGGGGCCCACCCGCUCUUCUCGGGGCUCCACGAGCAGGCGUCCCCGGGCUCGCACCCGCACCCGCACCCGCACCCGCACCACCACGCCCUCAACGGCCAGAUGCGCCUGGGACUCCCGGGGGACCUCUACGGCAGGUCGGAGCACUACGGAGCCUCCGCGCUGCACGGCUACGGCGGCGCCACCGGGCCCGCGGGGGCCUUCCUGCGCUACAUGCGGCAGCCCAUCAAGCAGGAGCUCAUCUGCAAGUGGCUCGAGCCGGAGCCGCGCAGUCCCAAGAAGCCCUGCUCCCAGACCUACGGCACCAUGCACGAGCUGGUCAACCACGUGACGGUGGAGCACGUCGGCGGGCCCGAGCAGAGCUCCCACGUCUGCUUCUGGGAGGAGUGCCCGCGCGAGGGCAAGCCCUUCAAGGCCAAGUACAAGCUCAUCAACCACAUCCGCGUGCACACGGGCGAGAAGCCCUUCCCGUGCCCCUUCCCCGGCUGCGGAAAAGUCUUCGCCCGCUCCGAGAACCUCAAGAUCCACAAGCGCACGCACACAGGUGAGAAGCCGUUCAAGUGCGAGUUCGAAGGCUGCGACCGGAAGUUCGCCAACAGCAGCGACCGGAAGAAGCACUCGCACGUGCACACGUCCGACAAGCCGUACUACUGCAAGGUGCGCGGCUGCGACAAGUCCUACACGCACCCGAGCUCCCUGCGCAAGCACAUGAAGGUGCACUGCAAGAGCCCCCCGCCCCCGCACGACGCCACCACCUACGUCCCCGGAAACCCGCUCGGGGAGACCCUCACCCCCCCGCCGCCGCCGCCGCUGCCGCCGCAGAGGAACCGCUGCGCCGGCCUCUCCCCGCAGGUGAGCAACCUGAACGAGUGGUACGUGUGCCAAGGCACCGGAGGGGGCAUCCACCGGCACCCGCAGCAGCACCUGCACUCCCCCUCCAGCGACGUGCCCACCUCCGAGUCUGAGGACGACCACUCGUUUAGAGAACAGGACCCCAGGACGGUGCUAUGAUUGACACAACAGCUGCAAAAAAAAACAAAACAAAACAAAAAAAAAUCCCGAAUCAUCGAAGUGGACGCAGCUGCGUCCGAAUUUGAAAGUUCGGGAUUGGAAUUCCAUCAUUUUGUGCAGGCUUGGCCAACAUUUGACUGUUUUCAAAAACUCAAUUCAUGGAAAAAUGUUCAUUAUCGUCUUGGUUUGGACAAAUGUGCACGGAAAUGAUCUUGCAGCCCCAAAACAACCCACUGGCCUUAGGUUUCCCACCCCUCAUUUAUUGUGUAAACGAACUACUUCAAAAAAAAAAAAAAAGCAAUUCUGAGCUAUCUUCUACUUUAAAAAAAUAAUGAGGUACAGAUUUUGCUAACAAGAAAAUACGUCUCAAGGGUUGUCAUUGUGUUUUGGACGAAUUGUUUUUGUAAUAUUUAAGAGGUAUUUAAGUCUAUAUUUUAUGCAACAACAACAAAAGUCCCUGGGGACCCUGAAAAAAAAAAUAAAAGACUGACAGGCUUGUUUGGAUUUGAAGGUUUGCGCGCGUCCUCCUUUUUGUCAAUGUUGUAGACUUGAACGAGACAAGAAACAUAUUUGGUCUUUUUUGUAUAUUGUAAUUUAUUUGCUGGUUUCAAUGUUGUACUGAAAUUACAGACGCACCAAAGAAAUAAUAGUAAUAAUAAUAAUACCAGUUUUUGUGGUAGCACCCUGCUGAUAUUUUUGUAACCUUUGUUAUAUAUUUUUUAAAAAUGAUUUGCAGAUUUUUUUUUAAUGAAAAUACAUUUUUGUCCUGUAAAAAUAUUGACUUGAAUAGGCUGUGUAAUGUGAAACUUUCCUUUUUUUUUGUAGAUAUCUCUCGCAUGCCUUUUUUUAUUUUGGGAAUAUUAGUGAUGUGUCUCUUUUGUUGAGGUGCACGGUGCCAUUUGUACAUGAUGCAUAUUUAAAAAAAAUAUGAAAAAUGGGGAAAAGACGACUGUGCGACCGUUGGUGUUCAAAU
Molecule: messenger RNA, 2518 nt
Organism: Phycodurus eques (leafy seadragon)
Lineage: Eukaryota; Metazoa; Chordata; Actinopteri; Syngnathiformes; Syngnathidae
Gene: zic5
Product: zic family member 5 (odd-paired homolog, Drosophila)
Exons: 2
Coding region: 1-1545 (514 amino acids)
Biological process (GO): central nervous system development; regulation of transcription by RNA polymerase II
Cellular component (GO): nucleus
Molecular function (GO): DNA-binding transcription factor activity, RNA polymerase II-specific; RNA polymerase II cis-regulatory region sequence-specific DNA binding
Source: RefSeq, a predicted model, not a curated record